This is a messenger RNA of Metarhizium robertsii ARSEF 23, 1347 nucleotides long. Its product is annotated as ATP-dependent DNA helicase PIF1. Gene Ontology annotation, molecular function: DNA helicase activity. The transcript is spliced from 4 exons. NCBI's taxonomy places the organism in Eukaryota, Fungi, Ascomycota, Sordariomycetes, Hypocreales, Clavicipitaceae. The record is from RefSeq and is a predicted model, not a curated record. The coding region runs from base 1 to 1347 and encodes 448 amino acids. Gene Ontology annotation, biological process: telomere maintenance; DNA repair.
AUGGCACUAACCCUAACCCUAGUCCUGAGUUUGGCGUUCCACCCCGUAGCCAACGAUGUGGAGGUUCUCGGCCCUCACUGGCGUGAUGAGCUGAACCAACAACAACGCCUUGUGUACGACACUAUCCUAGGCCACUUUCAGGCUCAGAAUCCUACCCAAGUCCUUCUCCACGUUGAUGGUGGUGGUGGAACAGGUAAGUCCUUCCUCAUCAAGGUGCUAUCCUCCCAUCUGCAGGCGGCUGCCCUGCCAAAUCCAACCCCUAUUUGCCGCGUGGCGCCAACCGGCGUUGCAAGUAACCAGAUACAAGGCAGCACAAUUCCUUCGUUGCUACGUCUCCCAGUGGGUGGUAAUUUUACCGAUCUUCCACCAGCCGAUGCAGCUGCUCUUCAGUCCCGCCUACGGUACGUCAAAUACCUCGUUAUCGAUGAGAAGAGCAUACUUGGGCUUCAGCAGCUAGCGAGGAUCGAUUCCCGCCUCCGGCAGGCCUUUCCACAGCGAAGCCUCGAGUUCUUUGGUGGUGUGAGCGUCUUGCUUGUGGGUGAUUUCUUCCAGUUGCCACCAGUCCGGCAAAAGCCGCUAUAUUCGACUAGCACCAGCCUGUCUUCGUUGGAAAGUAAAGGACAGGCCGCCUACCAGUUGUUUGACCGCACCGUCUUUCUGACCACGGUACAACGGCAGGUUGGUGAUGGGCAGGCCCGGUUCCGUCAGGCGUUACAGGAAUUGCGUGAAGUUAAGUUAUCUAUUCCGUCCUGGAACCUUCUUAGCAGUCGGGUACAGGCUAAGCUAACGCAGAGCGAGAUCGACAGCUUUACGGACACUUUACGGGUGUAUUCUACAAAGCCAGCCGGCCUAGUUAACGGCGCCCAGGGUACUGUAUACGAUAUCGCCUGGAGCACCGGUGCCGACCCAUAUAAAGAUCCCCCCGCUGUUAUUAUGGUGGAUUUCGAUAGCUAUGACGGACCGUCGUACCUAACAACUAACGAGGGCAGGACAAUCUGCCCCAUCUUCCCUGUGACUCGUGAUUUCCUAGUGGGCAACGAGACCUGCGCUCACACGCAGUUUCCCCUAAUCGUGGCGUUUGCUAUCACAGUUCACAAAUGCCAAAGCCUAACGAAAGAUCAAAUAGUUACGGACCUCUCUACACGCGACUUUCAGGCUGGUAUUAGCUAUGUUGCUGUCUCACGGGUCACGUCGCUGCAGGGCUUACUCCUUGAGGCGCCUUUCGAUCGUCAGAGCCUCUGCAACCACACACCCACGGAAGGGAUGACGAUGCGCCUCGUUGACCAACAACACCGUCAGGCACAACAGCUAACUAACCCACCGUACCCACCAGUCUACCUUGACUAG